AUGGGAUUCCCCAGUCAAAACGGGUGCGAGUUUCGGGUUCCCUAUCGGCCGAUCCUUCUUCUACCGUUUCAUUGUCGCUUCCGGUUUAUCGCCGCCGACCUUCAAAGCGAGGUAGUUGCUGCACGCUGUUCAGUUUCCUUUGCACAUCCAAAGCUUUUCUCCCGUUGCCUUGCUGCUGAAUCGACGACUUACUAUUCGUCCUCUCUGUUCUUCUCUCUUCCGUGGAUCUUCAGCCGACGCCGUGGCAAUUGUGUAGCAACCCGAGUCACUUUAUAUCUCCGGCGCUCAUCAAUCUCCGUUAUUGGCACCAAUCUCUGUUACCGUGCCAUACCUGUGUGUACAUUAUUGUACUUAUCAGGUUUGAGGUUUGAUUCUUAUACCUCCAUUUGCAAUCUAAGAAAAUAA
Lactuca saligna is the source of this 405-nucleotide messenger RNA. NCBI's taxonomy places the organism in Eukaryota, Viridiplantae, Streptophyta, Magnoliopsida, Asterales, Asteraceae. The record is from the annotation of a GenBank genome assembly.